This is a messenger RNA of Clupea harengus (Atlantic herring), 8543 nucleotides long. It is a transcript of the gene pde4ca, whose product is annotated as phosphodiesterase 4C, cAMP-specific a. Gene Ontology annotation, molecular function: 3',5'-cyclic-nucleotide phosphodiesterase activity. Gene Ontology annotation, biological process: signal transduction. The record is from RefSeq and is a predicted model, not a curated record. NCBI's taxonomy places the organism in Eukaryota, Metazoa, Chordata, Actinopteri, Clupeiformes, Clupeidae.
GUGUGUGUGUGUGUGUGUGUGUGUGUUUGUUUGUGUGUGUGUCUCACACAUACCAUGUUUGGUUUUCCUCACUUGUCUGGUGUGAUGAACAAGAGCCUAGAUACGGUAUGUUUAAAGGGAACAGCUGCCAAAUGUAGAGACAGAUAAAGACUCUCAGUUUCUCCCUACCAGUCCCCCGGUCAGGCAGUGGUUUAUAGCUCAGAGAUAACCCCAUCUUGAUAAGAUGCCUGUCCUUCAUUAUGUUCUUGCUGUCCGUCUGUGCUGUUCACCCUGUCCGUCCUGUCAGAAAAUAAAACUGCAGGUCGUGUGUAUCUUAGCUGCAAACUGAAGAUGUGGCAAAUGUGUUGGGAAUUGUAAACAUUAUUCACCCAGUGACAAGCUGUGUUUGAAACUUGACUUAACUUGGCUUAAAUCUGUGUUGUCGAAGGUGUGGAAGGCCUCUGCUUACCUUGCUUUUAACAGCAGGUAACUGGUCAGCAGAGAUGUCGUUUAUGAGUUGCAGAUAAUUUAGCUUGGAUCAUGAUAAGGAUUUUAUUGUUUUGCUAGCAAGUUGUAAACUCAGUAUUUCAAACCUUUUUUUCUAUCUUAUUCACACCUGACUCUAUGUAGAGAUUUAGAGUUCCUUUUGUCUUCCAUUCUGUAAACAUUGAUGUCCAUGAAGAUCAUGCUAGGUACUGACUUAACCUUAAAAACGGAAAGGGUUUCUUUUUUUGGAAAGAACCUACGUGGUUUCAAACAAAGGAGACGAAACCUGCUGUUAAGAUGAGAAAUGGCAGGAUGGAGGUUCAAACUGGAGGAAUUAAACUAACUAUGCAUCUGUCAAAAUGUCCCUGCCAGUUGGGUGAAUAAGGACAGAUUCAAUUCAUAUGAUCCCUUUUGUCAGGAUAGAUGAAUGGGGUAAUGGAGUUGUGUAGGGACGAUCUUUUGAGGAAGAACAGAUUUGUGAGAUUUGUUCUCUCACCCUUACCAUAAAAAUGUGGACGUACUGUUAUCUGAUUGCACAAUCACUCAAUGAUUGUGAUUCGUACAGGAAAUGUGAUGAUACUGCAGUAUCUCCAGGCUAAUCUGUAGAAUGUUCCAUGGUUCUCAAGCGUGCCUCCAUUGUGAAUGUCAUGUGACUCUGUAGUGCUUUUUUCUUAUGUAGACGUCUAGCCUCUGGAGUGAGUUGAGGUGAAAACUGAUACCGCCAUGUUUUGUGUUAGCCAAAGGUGUUGAGUUGAAAGGGAACGGAUAAGGCACCCUGGCUUGUGCUCUAGCCUCGCAGUUCUCCAGGGUUGUACUCUGUGUCAUGUGGCCCGGCGCCUCUAGAGAAUGUUUACAUCCAGGGCCGGAGUCAUCCGCUUUCAGCACAAGUGCUUCCAGCAGCCAGAGCUCGGGAGUUCACCCUCUGCCUGACCCAUAAUAACUACUGCAUGUUGCUGUAAACACUCCGCCAGAGACCACACUUAUGUGCCACGCUUUUCUGCAUUGCUCAUAUUUUAACACCUUUGAUCUCUUUUUAUUUGAUUUUUAUAUAUACGAGUUCUUCUAAUGGGGGAAAAAAUUAUAAUAAUAUAUAUAUAAUAUAAGUUGUAUUAAUCCUUAAGGUAAAUUAUCAGCAAGAACAAUACCAAAAAGACAAGAGCUGCUCUACUGCAUGCUUGUCAUACAAGUAGGUGGAGAGAUAUGUAUGCCGUAAUAUGGCAAGUUUUUGUACAGGUUGAACAAUCUUCUAGAUCCAUGCAAAUACAUUCUCGCAUGAUACCAGUCAACCCAUUAGCAGGGCCCAUUUUUAUAGAUACUAGUGAUUUUCUAGCACUCACAAUUUCCAACUUCUCUUUAGAUAAUGAGUCGCUCUUUACGGGCAUGGAAAAGUUCAAAACUAGUUUGCUCAGAAGAAUGCAGAGUUUGAAACAGAAACAGCAGUGAGCUAUGUCUAAAUAUGACUGAUUGUUUGUUUGAAGUGCAUGCUAUGGUACAUACCCAUGACAAAUAGUUGAUGUGUUUUAAACAAACAAGAGCAUUCCCUAUUUUUACCUCCCUAACCAUCGUAGCUGUAUGUAUGUAGAGAUGUAUGAGUAGCUCAUUGUAAUAUUGGAACCAAUUUCUUUGUUGCUCAAAACCCCGUGCUUGUGUUUGUGGUUUGGUGGGACCUGUGUUUUGCAUGUGAUUCAGUGAUGAAGCGGACAACAGCGCCAAUAUGCGAUUGCAUUUCCGUCCACUAGGGGCUGACGCUUCCCAUGUUGUUGACACAUCUCACAGGUCAGGUGAUGAAGAGGCUUUGCGUCAGAGUAGGGCACAGAACUACCCAAAGACGCAUGACAACUUUCACCAACUUACAGCUGCCUUUGAAAUCGCUCCUUUGUCUCCUUUAUUUCAUUUAUUUUUCAUUGUGAACGCGCAGCUGUAAACUUUGGCAGGCAAAAGCACCAUCUUAGCUGCUAACAGAAUCGGUUCUGGCUCGUUAAAAUCAUCCAUCCCUUAACAAACUCUUAGCAGCCUACGGGUGACGAUACUCAAAUCAAACACAAAGCUUGUACUUUCCAGCAAUCUGCGUGGAAUGGCAACCCGAUGCCAUUGUCCGUGUUGGUAAAUGCCCUAUAAGCCACGUCCCACUGCAGCCCUCCCUUUAUGUAUUGAAUUUAGCCUGAGGUAUAGACGCAACUGGUUGCCUCGUUUGGAAGCAGGUCAGCUGCAUGUGUGGGACUUGCAGUGUGGACAGAAGGGGAAACAGGCGGACAGGUCUAUGGACUCAUGAAGGAGGAGUACAGGGCCACACCAGGAGACUCAUCUGAUGUCUCGCAUGGUCUUCAGCACUAGUGCCUCUCUGUUCCCCCUCCAGGGUUCUGUCUCUCGCUGUCCCUCCCUCUGGAUCUGUCUGGUUGGUCUCUUGUCUUUUACUCUGCAUUCCACUCCUUCUUCUGCCUCUCUCUCUCUCUUUCAAGAUAUUGUUGGUGGUUCCAGGCCAGAUUUUAGUUCCAGCAUUCAGGAUUCAGAGAAAGAUUUGUCAAAUAUGGAAGGCUGAUGGGACUGCACACUUCAGGGAGCACCUGAUGGGAUUAUAAAACCCUUCCCUCAUUGGCAAUUUUCUUGGAUUUCAUUUUUUGGUCUGCGGAGAGUGUGUUUUCUGCUCUAAGUCGUGAAUCAAUAUUUGUAGAGAGUUGAGAGUUUGGACAGGAUUUUAUUGUUAUCCCUCUUAUUUAAGAGUUCUGAUUUAAGAUUGCGAUUUCCUAUUUAGGAAUGUGUUUAACUCAAGUUAAAAGAUUAUCUUGCCAGCUCAUUGGUCAGCAGCCAAGCUAAGCAAGCUGAAAAUUUGCUACAGAUCUGCUUGGCUGACUGAUUUUGGCUAUAAUUUCAGCAUUACUUUGGCUUCAGUUCCCUGAGGCAGAAAUGAUAGGUUUGCACGGUUGAUGUGAGCAUGUUCUCAUUAUAUCAGACAGAUGACUGAGACUCACAGCUUUACGUGAAAAAUCUGACUCUGAAAGUGCUUACAUACAGUACGUGCAUACAACAUACUGCUUAUUGUACUAUGAAGUUUGUGUGACUUGAACAUUUGUAGGCUGUCUAAAGGUCCUCUCAUAGCCACUCAGGCUCUGUGUGGCAGACACUUCUUGCAGUUUUGUUUAGUGGAAGUUGUCAAAGAGGAGGUGGCUGAGCAGUUGUUUCUACAGCCCAUGGAGGCUACAGGCUCUGGCAGAACCUGACUGAUCUACUUGAACAGAAUGUGGAUUUGUGGCCAUCUUGAGAGAUCUAUGGAUACAACACCUAUCCGUUUCAACAGUUCCAUCUUCUCGGAAGCGCAGUGAAUCUCUGUAGUUUUUUUUCCUCAGUAAAUUUGGUUGAACAUUUAAAGAAAUUCCACAAUGAAUAAAGACUCACGCUUUCCCCGGAAGUCUGUGCAGAUGAACUACUCGACCAGGAGGCACUCAUGCAUCGGUUUCGAUGUGGAGAAUGGGCUCGCCGUGGGCCGCAGUCCCCUGGACGCCCAGGCCAGCCCUGGUUCCGGACUGGCCCCGCAGGCCAAAUACCCCCACAGCCAGCGCCGCGAGUCCUUCCUGUACCGCUCCGACUCCGACUUCGACCUUUCACCCAAAGCCAUGUCACGCAACUCCUCCACCGCCAGUGAACUGGAAGAAAGUUUGAAGCACUGGGAAGUCAACUGGCUAACUCGGCAUGGAGAAGACAUGAUUGUCACACCCUUUGCACAGGUGCUGGCCAGUUUGAGGACGGUACGGAGCAACUUUGCUCUGUUGACACAUCAACAGGAUCGUGUGCCAAGCAAGAGGUCCUCAGGUAGCAACCCACCAUCCCUAUGCAAGACAACUGUUUCAGAGGAGCCUUUUCCGAAGCUGGCAGUGGAGACCAUGGAGGAGCUGGACUGGUGUCUGGAGCAGCUGGAGACACUAAAGACCCGCCACUCUGUUAGUGAGAUGGCCUCUACCAAGUUCAAAAGGAUGCUCAACCGAGAGCUUACCCAGCUGUCGGAGACAAGCAAGUCAGGAAACCAGGUGUCAGAGUUUAUCUCGAGCACUUUCCUAGAGAAGCAACAUGAUAUGGAUAUCAUGUCCCCACCAACCAAAGACAAGGACAAGAGGAAGUGGCCCAUGUCCCAGAUCAGCGGCGUGAAGAAACCGAGCCACAGCCCCAGUCUAGCUGUGUCCAGCAUCCCACGCUUUGGGGUCACCACCAAGCAGGAGGAGCUGCUGGCCAAGGAAUUAGAGGACGUUAACAAAUGGGGUGUGGACAUAUUUAAGAUAUCAGAAUAUUCUGGGAACCGACCACUGACGGUGACCAUGUACAGUAUAUUUCAGGAGAGAGAGCUUCUCAAGUCCUUCAAGAUCCCCGCAGACACCUUCAUCACCUUCAUGAUGACUCUGGAGGAGAAUUACCACGCUGACGUCGCUUACCACAACAACAUCCAUGCGGCUGACGUGGUCCAGUCCACCCAUGUGCUUCUCUCCACACCAGCACUUGAGGCUGUUUUCACAGACCUUGAGAUUCUCGCAGCACUGUUUGCCAGUGCCAUUCAUGACGUGGAUCACCCUGGAGUCUCCAAUCAGUUUCUCAUUAGCACAAACUCUGAGCUGGCUCUCAUGUAUAACGACGUCUCUGUCCUGGAGAAUCACCACCUGGCUGUGGGUUUCAAGCUGCUGCAGGAGGAAAACUGUGACAUUUUCCAGAAUCUGAGCAUGAAGCAGAGACAGUCCCUUCGUAAAAUGGUCAUAGACAUGGUCCUAGCCACAGACAUGUCAAAGCAUAUGAACCUGCUGGCAGACUUGAAGACUAUGGUGGAGACAAAGAAAGUGACAAGUCUGGGUGUGUUGUUGCUGGACAACUACUCAGAUCGCAUCCAGGUCCUUCAAAACAUGGUGCACUGUGCCGACCUCAGUAACCCAACCAAACCUCUCGAGUUGUACCGCCAGUGGACGGAUCGUAUUAUGGUGGAGUUUUUCACCCAGGGCGACCGUGAGCGGGACAAAGGGAUGGAGAUCAGUCCCAUGUGUGACAAACACAAUGCUUCCAUUGAGAAAUCACAGGUUGGUUUCAUGGACUACAUCGUCCACCCCCUGUGGGAGACCUGGGCAGACCUGGUUCACCCCGACGCCCAGGAGAUACUAGACACACUGGAGGACAACCGUGAGUGGUACCAGAGCAUGAUCCCCCACAGCCCGUCUCCCACGCCCGAGGAGGAGGAGAAGAGCAUGCUGCCCGGGGUUGGGGGUGCUGUCGGGGGGUGCGGCGGCCCCUCAGCGGGGGACAAGUUCCAGUUUGAACUGACCUUAGAGGAAGAGGGCGAAUCGGAUGCUGAAAGUGCCAGCGAUGACACAGAGUUUGAGGCCUCCGGGCAGGAGUCUCCCAGGACUGAGCACAAAGGAAAGUUCCAGUCUCCUCAUGCGAGACAUGCUCAGGCUGGCGCUCCGGUCAGCCCUAGCUGCCGGACAUCGUCCUUCGAGAUAGGAAACCCCUCAGACAGUGAUGAGGGCGAGGAGGACAGAGAACUUGACCAAGAAGGGAAAGGUCUGUCGUGCCUGAAGAUGGGCACAUAACACCCAGCGCACUUUCACUUUCGUUUCGCUUUAUGUCCGUGCUUCCCUCCCCCUCCCCUUAUCUCCGUCCGUCCUCCCCGGACAUUCCUGGCUUCCUGGGACAAAGUGGUACCACAGAGUAGGAGAGCGAAGGAGUGAGAGAUUGCCUUCAGGACAUAUGCACUCGCACCGUAGUCAUCUUGCACUGGAGUCAGCUUGCUGUCUCACCCUGUGAGACAGGAAGUGUUCUUUUUAGCCUUUUUGUGUGUUUUCCUUCUGUGAGUUUCAGCCGGUUUUUGCUGUAUAAGGCUUGUAUUUCACACGGUCAAUAAGUACAGCUGUGUGCGAAUAAGCCACAUCAAGGUCUAUUGAACACAGUGAGGAUUUUUGAUGAAAUGUCUUCCCGUGUCAACUUAUAAAGAAGAAAAAGUAAUGAACCAUAACACCAUCAGAACCUUAACAGUUUUAUACUAGUCAGUGGAGGCACCUGGUUGAUGUAGAAGACUUUGCACGACUUUUGUUUUACAGGUCAGUUUGUAUCUGAACACACAGAGAGGGUUUUAAAACUGAUCAAUGUACUGCAAACUUAAUUAGCUGUGUACCUGAUCACAGAAAAAAAACUGAGCAUAACACAAAUCUCAAGACAUGAAGGACAGGUACUGUGGCCGCCCUCUCUAACACUAUACUUACAUUGUGAUUAUUCCUGUUUAGCAACCGGCCAUGUUUUUGAUUGAGCUUUACUGUGUAUCUGGCGACACCAAGUGUUUUAGAAUGGAACUACCACCAUAAAUAGGAGACAACAGAAUAUGAGUUAACCUUAUGGACACUUCUCCUGCAUAUUGUGUAGCUUUACUCAGCAGAGACCUGGGUAAGUGGACAUGCAAAACAAAACAGUUCUUAAUAUUCAACACUUUGAAGUGUUUGUAUGAUUUAAUUUGUUUAUUUCAUCUUGUCGGUCAGACGUUAUGAUCUGUUUAUUUUUUUAUUGUAAUCAGCUUGACUUCUUGUGUAGCACUUUGCAUCUUUAGUCAUUGCCAAAAGUCACCCUGCUAGAUAGGGCUGGAGCCAAAUGACACUUGCAUAUGGUGCCAACGGUUGCAAUUACCAUAGAUAUAAGGAUAACCAGCACUUUUCUUACACACCUCUUACAAUAUUAGCAUUCAAGUCUUUUCUGUAGAAUCUUGGAUGGGUACAGGCUUUUUUAUAAGGAAUACUGUAAGGGGCUCAGUAUUGGAAAGUCCAUGUUUUAAAAAGGUAGAUAGGUUUUAAAAUGUCUCUCGGGUUGUAUGACUUGUGUUUGUCUGCAGAAAAAAUUGUAGUUACCAAUUUGGUUCCUUAAGAUACAUCCAUUUAGAUGCUAUCGGAAACAUGCAUUUAUUUAAACAGUUAUAUGAAUAAAUCUAACUGCAAAGGCGUAAAGCCAAAGGCUAUUUUCAGAGCCAGACUUUUUUUCUUUCCUUUUGGCCAUAGAUCAAUACUCUGCUCUUCACAGGGACAUAGCCAAUAACAGUACAAGUGCCAAGCAAGCAUGACACAAACUGUACUGUAAUUUCCAUUUUGCCACUGGCUAAUUUCCAUCAAUGACUGCAAUGUUAAUAAUAUCUGUGUGUUCAAAUUAUAUUUGACCUCUGUUUAAAACAGCCAUAUACCUUGAUUGUCUCCACAAUUACAUGUAGCUUCAGAUGAAACUGAUUGUUAUAAGCAUUCAGCUUUUGGAACUGAGACACUUAUGGUACUAAGUACAUUAUUAGGUAUUAGCAAGUACAUUUACAGCUUAUUUGGGAGGAACGAAGAUGACUUUGCAUUUGAUGCAUUGCUAUGUCUCAGCUAAAUUACACAUUAUGUUUGAAACUCUCUGCACACACAUAAAUAAAGCUUAAAACACAGGAGGUAAAUGUGUGGAAAACAUGACAUGAACAAAAAAAAUUCUGUCAAGGUAAUAUGUAAUGCUGUUUUUUGUCUUGACAUUAUAUCUCAUAAAUGUAAAUAUACGCCUUGAAUGAUCAUUGCAGCUCUUAACUGUGGCACUGUGGGAUUUGCAAUAUCUAUACAAAGCCUGAAACUGAGCUCUGAACUAUGUUGUGAUGAAAGGGAUAUCCUUGACUCUUUUUUCUUUUCCGUACAAAAAUGUGUUUUCUGUCUGCUGUUGAUUAUUUUAUAUAUCCUAACCACUCUGAUACUAUUAAGUAUUUAUUCUUUUUUAUAUAUACAUCUGUCAGAUAUAAAGUUAUGUGUGUAGAUUUUAUUGGAUGCUGAGAAUCCAGUCAUGGGCCAAAAUAGGGCAGAUUUUUACAGCUCCACCAAAAUGUUGCUUUGUUCCUUGAUCACCUUUACAAAUUUUGAGGUCAAUGGUGGAGACAUGCUCCAGUAGAAUAGAAACCUGUUCCAAGACCAUGAACUGCUAUCCCCAUGUCUACCCUGGUCUAAAAUCUGCUGCAGUUUUGACAAUCCAAAUACAACUGUUUACUACAUGUUGGUAAUUUAUGUUACUGUACUCGUUCUUCUAUGCCAAUAAAAGCAAAAAGUCUUUAUGCAUAA